Zychaea mexicana is the source of this 2661-nucleotide messenger RNA. RefSeq lists its product as uncharacterized. NCBI's taxonomy places the organism in Eukaryota, Fungi, Mucoromycota, Mucoromycetes, Mucorales, Lichtheimiaceae. The record is from RefSeq and is a predicted model, not a curated record. The transcript is spliced from 2 exons. The coding region runs from base 114 to 2516 and encodes 800 amino acids. Gene Ontology annotation, molecular function: protein binding.
GUGGCAUUGAAGGACGACGGCGCAGGCUGAGUCAACAUGAAACAUGUACAUAAAAAGCAACUACCCCUUUGCAGUUUUGACACCACGCUCUUUCUUAGUUUGACGAAGGCGUGAUGAGCCUUUCCAAAUUACUGCGGUUACCUCCAUUAGCAAGCCAAGGCGAAUCGCAUUCAUUGUUGACGGUGACGGAACUCGAUCUAACUGCCACUCAACAUGCCUUUGAACAGGGCAAACAAGCUUAUGCUGCUCAAAACUACGACCAGGCAGUCGAAUUGUACACGCGUGCGCUCAAGUCAUUGCAAACGGAUCUCGAGUCAGUCAUCUUGCUCCAUCGCGCCACUGCCUGGGAGAAGCAAAACAACUACCAACGCACUGUCGAGGACGCUGAGCUUGCCAACCCUAACGAAAGUUUGACACGACCGGAUCCAUAUUUCGUCCGCGCCAACGCCCUGUUUUUCCAGACAAAACUUAUUGAGGCGACGAGGGCGUACGAAAAAGGUUUAGAGAUGGUGCUUGACAAGUACUCCAGCGAGCGAGCCAUACUUACUGACAAGUUUCAACAGCUGACGGCACUCAUACCACAGCGAAACCAAUGGAUGAUCCAGCUGUUGCCAUUUGAGGUGCUAUCUCGCAUAUUUAUGUACAUGGAUAUAAGCGGUCGCGUCCGUUUCGCAUUGACGUGUAGAUUCUGGCAUAAUCUCAAUCUACAUCAACGGCCAGCUUUGUGCCAUACCCUCAAUAUCAAGGAAAUAGCGAAGGCCAGCCCAUUUCUGGCCGCCAUCCCUCCUAAUGUACCCAAGAGAAUCAACUCGGAGCUGACGGGCUUUGGCUCAAGUAGAGCUAUAAAAACAGUCUAUGAACAAGGAUGGAAUGCGCUCGAAUCGAUUGAAAUCGAAGAAGGUAUCCCUAAGUUAUUGGAGGUGCUGGAGCGCAAUAAGAACACUUUAAGAAGCAUCAAGCUACACUGCUGGUUGAACGAAAGAAGGGACACCGACUCGCUAGUGGAUGUCAUAAACGCUUGUCCCAACUUACAGUUUGCGUCGCUAUCGUUUGAUCGGCCCUCCGACCGAAGAUCGGGGCCUUUUCCGCAUGUCCUCGCUGAUAGUGUUCUUUCAAAUCUACACCUUACUGCUCUUUCGAUAUCAGAGUGGACUUGCAGCGAUAAAUCCCUUGAUUCACUGCUGAAACAGGCUCCUCACCUGAUGUCCUUAAAGCUACGCAAUCGCUGUGGUCAUGUCGAUAUUAGAAAAAUAUUACAAGCAGUUAACGAGAUAUGUCCAUCGCUUCAAGAGUUCAGUUACACCAACGAGCCUGCCGUCCAUGAAGAUCAACACAAAACCACUGUAAUUUACACCCAUCAACAGUCAUCUUCGAGAUCUUAUUUCCGACUACAAGAAACACAACAAACCCGUGGUAUCAAGAAGAUUACGAUAAAGAAUUCAGUAGUUCAUCCACCGCACAAACCUCUUUAUUAUGAUGACGAAGAACUCCGCUUAAUGUUUAUAGAUUGUUACCAAUCGUUGGAGGUACUCGAAUUGGAUCAUGUUAUACCACAAGACGCUGAACAGAAUUGGCAACCAGGAAGACUUGGACGGCCUGGUGGUGCCUAUCAACUGCAACAUGAUGUUGAGUAUUGGUCAUUGCGGGAACUUGGACGACUCGGAGCUCCUCAAUUACAAACGCUUGUCCUCAACUUUGAAAAAGGCGUGUUGAUGAACUCGGAAACAAUCUCCAGCCUUAUAGCCGCUUGUCCUUCCCUGCAGGUCGUGAGAAUCGAGGGCACUGGAUUCUGGCAUCGUCGAAUAUUUAAUGUGCUCGCGGAUACAGUUUAUCUGCGGAAACUGUCUAUCGUUGAUACGCAUUACCACCAAGUUUCGGAUCACUUACAGCAGAUCGAGGAAUUAAGCAUCGGAGGAAAGGGAGGAGAAGUAGAGGAGGACGGAUUUCUUCGAUCCGGACUUUGGCUAUUGCCGGUUUUCCAAAAAGCACAUCGCCUGGUUGGCUGUACAUUCGGCGUUUUUGGCGAUCACUCUGCAACUGCUCUUGUAUCCCAGCUCGCGCCGUAUAUCGCACGCUCAAGUAUUCGAAGCCUAGACUUACUGACGACUCCAAUCCGGACCACCGCCGAGCUAGAAACCAUCCUGAGCUCCUUGUCAAGCAGUGACGCGCUUCGUAGCAUGUACAUGUCGCUGAGUUGCUACGUCACAGAGACAGACAUUGCGACCUUUGCUGCAAUUCGAAAUUUGGCGUUUCUACGUAUUCGAAACUUUACCAGUGAGGUGAUCAAUAGAGAUAUGCUUUAUACCUUGUUUCAACACUUGCAGAAACGUGACCAUUUUGCCCUGGUUCACGUCAGCAAUCAUUGUCCUCCGAGCAAAGAUUAUCCCGUUAUUGUAAAGUGCCACACACAUGGAACAGCAGCAUCAGUGGUGGACCGUGGUGACGACGUACGUGGACAUAAGUUUAAAGUUGAAGAAUGCUAUGUUUACCAACAUCAAAGAUGGAUCGGGAAGUGAUGACAAUUUAUGUGUACUAUUUCUAUUAAAACAAUGGAUACUUUUCUAUGCAUUGAAGUGAAACAAAGAGCUUGUUUAGAGUGACAUUUCGUUGGGAAACAGCCACUACAACAUGGAAGAUGUGAUGAAGAUCACAAUUACUGUG